CAAAAGAUUCGUAAUAUUAUUCUCUCUGCUCAGAAUAUAAACAUUAGUGAUUUCUUGAGAGUUCUUGUCAUGAAGUGUUCAAGAAUGGCUUAUGAUCAAUCUCUUCACUCUCCGAACAAUCCACAUUUCUUCCAGCCUCUCCUUCCUGGCUUCCACACUUACCUCAACAUUCCUGUAGCUUUCUUCUUGAAGCACGUCCAAGGAAGUAACGACCACAUCAAGACUGCAAAACUGACAACAGAUGCGUCCGCUAAAACUUGGUUGGUGAAGGUAGACGGCGUGAGACUCACAGAUGGUUGGGAAGAUUUUGCAGUAGGGCAUGAUCUCCGGAUAGGUGACAUCACUAUUUUCAGACAUGAAGGAGAGAUGGUGUUUCAUGUCACAGCUUUCGGACCAAGUUGCUGUGACAUUCAAUAUACUUCAGAAUCAUCUCACAACAUCAAUGAUGAUAGUCAAGAUCAGACCAACAAUGCUGUUACAGGAAACAGUUCAGGAGAGAAGAGAAAAAGAGUCAAGAAGAAUCCAAGAACGAAAGAAGAUUCUUCAUCAGACCAUUCUCAAUUUGUGGCACAUGUCUCACCCUCUAGUCUAAGUUCUGAUCGACUGUAUAUACCAACGGGGUUUGCUAGGUCAAACGGUCUGGACAACAUGAGCGGUAAAGAGAUUAUUGUUCUUCUUAACGAGGAAGGAAGAUCAUGGAGCUUAGAUAUGACAUGCAACAAAGUAGGCAUGCAGACUUUUGUAAGACCUGGUUGGAGAAGAUUCUGUGCUGAAAAUGGGAUGAAAAAAGGUCACCACUAUACGUUCAAACUGGUCCGAAGAUCUGCACCAUUAAUCAUCCGUUUGUCCCAUGCAGAACAUGAGCCAGAACCAGCUACAGAAUCUUCAUUAAACCAUUCUUAUUAUGUUGGAUCUGUCAGUCCUAAUAGCCUUAGUACUGAUAAACUGGUGAAUACAUAAACUCUUUCAAUAGUUUCAUUUGCACCUUUUUGGAACUUGAAAUGCUAUCUUUA
Brassica rapa (field mustard) is the source of this 1013-nucleotide messenger RNA. Its product is annotated as B3 domain-containing protein REM17. Lineage: Eukaryota; Viridiplantae; Streptophyta; Magnoliopsida; Brassicales; Brassicaceae. The record is from RefSeq and is a predicted model, not a curated record. Gene Ontology annotation, molecular function: DNA binding.